AGCCUAUAGGGGACUUCCCCGCCUUGCUUGUUGACAUAUCAAGUCUAUCCCAGGAUUACCGGGCAUCGGGAGAUGCACGGGGGAAAACUGUCGGGGUAUGACGGCACCUCGGUACCUACCUACCUACCCUAGUUUGUCUUCUUCUAGGACGGGGAGAUCUUCUUGUGUCUCUCAACCCAUGUCUCGCGUUAUAAGAGCCGCUUACAUAUGCCCUCCAUAUGGGUUUCUUGGUCGAGCAGCAGUCACAUAUAAGCUCAUUCGAGACAGCUUUCUUGUUGCUUUGUCUAUUACUUGUUUGUUCCACUUAAUAUCUUGUCAGCUUCUUUGCUUUCUUAUCCUCCACUUGCCGAAUCUCAGGUUUCAACAACCAUAACACGAUCAGACCACAUUACGCUUGGUCACAGAGAAACAAAGAUACAGGCUCGACGCCUCAGGGCACCACUACAUACGCCCUCCUCUUCCCGUCACAAUAGUUAUCCGUUUGAGUCAAGAUGAUUACAGAUUUGAUAAUAAAAGUACUGGCACAGCACUGGCCAGCAAUACUUUGCUUAGUCCUUGUGGGAUGGCUGGUUAGGAACAGAUAUCACAAUGGUCUGAACAAAUACCCAGGCCCGUUCCUGGCAUCGUUGACGGACUGGUGGAGGUUCAUUGAUGUGUAUAAGCGGAGACCAGAAGUUACACACAUUGCGCUUCACAAGAAACAUGGCCCUAUCGUACGCCUUGGACCCAACACUUUGUCCUUUUCGGAUCCAGAGGCGAUCAAGACGAUAUACGGUCUUAACAAGGGGUUUGUCAAGUCCGACUUCUACGUUGUCCAGCAAUCCACCGUCAAAGGCCACAACCUCCCCUCCCUCUUCAGCACAACCGACAAUGAAUUCCACAUGCAAUUCCGCCGCUGCGUCAACUCUGCCUUUGCCAUGUCAGCCCUUGUCCAGUAUGAGCCGUUUGUCGAUAACACCACCAAGCUCUUCCUGAAGCAGACCGAGAAGCUGUACGUCGAAGGAGGGGCAAAGGCGUGCGACUUUACCCGCUGGUUGCAGUUCUAUGCGUUCGACGUGAUUGGUGAGAUAACAUACAGCAAGAGACACGGGUUCAUCGAGCACAACAAGGAUAUCGAUGGGAUUGUUUCGUAUCUGACCAAGCUGUUCAACUACGUCGCUCCCAUCGGCCAAAUCCCCCUCCUCGACCGGCUCUUCCUCAAAAACCCUCUUUACCUCAAACUAUCCCAAUGGGGCCUCAUCGACGGCACCAUGCCCGUCGCCGCCUUUGCGCGCGCCCGCAUGGCCGAGCGUCUUCCCGAACUGCAAACCGAAAAGACAGCCAUCUUGCCCACCUCGGAGAAACAAGCCCAGCUAAAGAUCCAAACCCCCGACCUCCUCUCCAAGUUCCUCGCCGCCCGCUCCGCCCGCCCCAACUUCAUGACCGACACCCUCGUGCAAACCAUGGCCGUCUCCAUGGCCUUUGCCGGCUCCGAGACCACCGCCAUUUCGCUUUCGGCCGUGUUUUACUAUCUGCUCCGCACCCCGCGCGCGCUGGCCCGUUUGCGGGAGGAGAUUGACGAAACGGCGCGCCAGGGCAAGUUUAGCGAUUACGAGACGGGCCUGGUUACUUGGGCGGAAGCCCAGACUUUGCCGUACCUGGAUGCGUGUGUGAAGGAAGCGUUUCGAUUGCAUCCGGCUCCGGGGUUGCCGAUGGAACGCGUGGUCCCCCCCCAAGGGAUGGAGAUUGUGCCGGGACAGUUUGUCAAAGGGGGUACAAUUGUCGGGGUUAGUGCGUGGGUUUUGCAUCGAGAUGAGAGCAUUUUUGGAGAAAGGGUGGAGGAGUUCAGGCCCGAGAGGUGGUUUGUGGAUGAGACGGUGUCGUCGAAGGAGGAGGAGGAGGGGAAGACGAGAGAAGAAGAGGAGAAGAGGAUCAAGACGAUGAAUGGGCAUAUGUUGCAGUUUGGUAUGGGGAGCAGGACGUGCAUUGGCAAGAACAUUAGUUUGUUGGAGAUUUAUAAGUUGGUGCCUACUUUGUUGAGGAGGUUUGAGAUCGAAUUCGAUGAUCCGAGCAGGGAGUGGGAAAUUGUGAAUGCUUGGUUUGUGAAGCAGAAUAACUUCAUCACCAGGUUCAAGGUGAGGGACAUCGUGAUGCCCGAGAACAAGGAAUAGUAGGUUUGGGUUUUGGGUAUGGGGGAGGUGUUUGGCGUCAUGAUGGUUUACUGUUUGUUAUUGGAGCAAGUUCGAUGGGAGAGGUGUGAACUGAAUGGACGUUCUGUUGAAUGUCUACAUCCAUGUAGAUGGUGGCUCCAAAUCAGUGUGGAAGUGCAGCAUACGAACUCAAAAUACUUGCAUGUAGAUGAGCU
Messenger RNA from Neurospora hispaniola, 2344 nucleotides. RefSeq names its product cytochrome P450. NCBI's taxonomy places the organism in Eukaryota, Fungi, Ascomycota, Sordariomycetes, Sordariales, Sordariaceae. Bases 492 to 2150 code for a protein of 552 amino acids. The record is from RefSeq and is a predicted model, not a curated record. Gene Ontology annotation, molecular function: heme binding; monooxygenase activity; oxidoreductase activity, acting on paired donors, with incorporation or reduction of molecular oxygen. The transcript has 4 exons.